AUGUCUUUACUGCAGAGCUUCUUUCAUGUCCAAAACAUAGUAAAGUACCUUGCUCAGAGAGCAACAUUUGGUUCACUGGUGAUUAUAUAUGGUGACAACCCUGGGAAGUCGGCUGCAUACUCAGAUGGUACAGUCAACGAGGGCAAACAUGGACGAAUACCUGCCUCAGCGGGGAGGAUUACUCCGACCCGGGGGGAACAGUUCGGUGAGAAAGAAAUCGAUGAAGCCAUCCGCAAUACAUUUGCCACAGCACUGGCCGGUAUCAGCCUCGCCGUGGAGCAGGCAGUCAACGACCUCGGUGACGACGAAGGCCUCAGGGCAACUCCCGCGACUACACGCUGGGCGACCACUGUCGAGCAUAUCCUCAAUGCCAUCCAGCAGAUCACUGCCUCUGUGAAGGACUGCCCCUAUGUGGGUAAUGCCAACCUAGUCCACCGCGUGCGUGAACGCAUCACGUCCACUCAUCGUGACGUUGGGGCCAACUGGCUCCUCGAGUAUGCCGACCCACCCUCUUUCGCCCCACAGCCCAUAUCCUCCGGCGCUGCUGCGAUCACUGCUGCAGUCACUGCUGCUAUGGAGCCUUUCGUCCAGCGCGUCGACCGACGCCUAGCCUCUCUUGAGGAGAAGGCAAAGGAGUCCCGUUCCAAUCCUAACACAUACUCGAGGAGAAGGCAAAGGAGUUCCGUUCCAAUCCUAACACCUGCCCGCCCGUCUGCACGCGGACCUGUUGCCCCUGCUCGCUGGAUCGCCCGCUUUGUGGACAAACCCCCUGCUAAACUUACAGCAACGGACCCCCUCGUGCUCGUGCGCCAGCUUUGCUCUCGCCUUGCUGCUGUCCCUACUUCCGCCACUGUACACGUCCUUGCCAUCGAGCGUACCCUCACCGGCAAUCUGGUCAUUACAUUCACGGCUACCACCCCGCGGGUGGACAUCGCGAGCCACCUUCCUACCAUCCAAUCUGCUCUGGGAGUUCCGGAGCACAACAUUGUUUCUGCUGAUGUCGCUUGGUCCAAGAUGACCCUCGGGUUUGUUCCGACGUGCCCAUCCCCGACAGAACCCCUCUUUGAUGAGGCCACCCUUCUCGCCUCUCUUCGUCUGAACCCCUCCUUCACGAAGCUCCCGCUCGCAUAUGGGCCACGCUGGCUCCGGCGCCCUGAUGAUAUGGCAGACCAGGCACAUAGCACUGUGUCUCUCGGUUUCGAGGAUCCCGACGGCUCCGUCAUGAAGGGAAUCCUUAAGGCAGACCUGUUCCUAAUGGGAGGCCGUGUCCGUGCCCGUCGCUAG
Molecule: messenger RNA, 1284 nt
Organism: Laetiporus sulphureus 93-53
Lineage: Eukaryota; Fungi; Basidiomycota; Agaricomycetes; Polyporales; Laetiporaceae
Exons: 5
Coding region: 1-1284 (427 amino acids)
Source: RefSeq, a predicted model, not a curated record